Lineus longissimus is the source of this 936-nucleotide messenger RNA. RefSeq lists its product as uncharacterized. Gene Ontology annotation, cellular component: nucleus. Bases 31 to 936 code for a protein of 301 amino acids. The record is from RefSeq and is a predicted model, not a curated record. The transcript is spliced from 4 exons. NCBI's taxonomy places the organism in Eukaryota, Metazoa, Nemertea, Pilidiophora, Heteronemertea, Lineidae.
UGUUAACUAACGCUACUUUUAAGUAAAUCAAUGUUAGUUGCUAGGGACAUUUCCCAUAAUGCAUUUGGUCCUCAUAUUGAAAGCAAGACAUGCAAGAUGGCUGCCUCCAUAGAGAAUCAUUCAUCUCAAAAGACAAAAAGGGAGAGAAAACCAAAUUUUUCACACUCAGAAGCCGAAGUUUUAGCCGAUGUUGUCAUAAAUGAACUUGGGAUCUUGCGAUCCAAGUUUUCGUCAGAUGUGACAAACAAAAUGAAAAAAAACAAAUGGGAUGAAAUUGCCCUAAUGGUUAGUUCCUUGGGAGUGGCCACAAGGACCGGGGAUAACUGCAGGGAAAAAUGGAACCAGCAGCUUUCAAAGGCGAAAGAGAUCCAUUCCCUGCAGCAAAAACACCAGAGAGGGACUGGCGGAGGGGGAAAGAUGCCACAGGCCGACCCUACACUGCAGAGAAUAAUAGAAACAUUCGAAAAAGACGCAGCAUUCAGAGGCAUCACUGGUGGAUUUGAGUCUGCAGUAACCACACCUAUAAAGGCUACAGCAGCAGUCUCCCUCCCUGUUACAUUACCUGAUCUGGCUGGUUGGACUCCUGUAAAUCAAGCUGCAGAUGUUGAUGUCGACUGCUCAGAUGCAGUGGUUGUGGCAACCUUUGAUCGUCAACCACACGAAACACACAUAGAGGGAGCCACAAUAAUUCUUGGUGCCAGGAAAGCACAUGCGAAGGGUCUGCUGACAGACGCCAUGUGCCGACAGAAGACUCAGCAGGAUGUAUUUAACAUGCAGCUUGAGGUCCUUGAGGCAACUCUUGUUACGCAGAAGGCCACAACACGUACUCAGGAAGUUCUUCAGAAAGAGGCUGGCCUUCGAAUAGAAAAGCUACAGCUGGAGAUUGCUCUGCUGAAGGAAAAGGAGUUCUUGGGUCUGUCGGGCAUUGAACUGUAA